AUGAGUGCUGCUUCAAGAGGAGCGAGAGCUCUAGCUCGCUCUCUGCGUCAGCCCACUCGAGUUCAAACCCGACGAUACGCAUCGCAUGGUGACAGCCACGGCCAUGGAGGCAGCUCCGGCAGCGCAUACGACGCACCCUCGGGAGCCACUGGCUCUGAGUCAUUUGGUCCCGGCUUCUACGUUGCAGUAGCUGCGAUACCGCUAUUCUACAUUUCAUAUCAAUUAGCCUCGGACCCGGGCAACUUUAUGGACAAAUUCGUGUCAGGCUUCUCUACGCAAGAAGUCAAGCGCGACAAUGACCGCAACAACGUGCAUGCCGCCAUGCUGCAGCAGCUUAUAGACGACAAAUUCAUACUGAAGACGACGCCGCGAGGAGAAGGCGGUCCCCCCAUUCGGUUCAUUGAGGGUUUGAACGGCGGGUCGCAACUGAACGUUUCCGCCAGUGCUGGCGCAACCGAUUUGUCCGCAUUGAUCAAGCAUCAGCUCGAGGAACGAGAGAAACGUGAACAAGAACGCAUGUCAGAACAGAAUACCAAAUACGCGAGCAGAGGAGGAAUUGCUGAGUCUACGGGAGUAGUUUAG
Messenger RNA from Cyphellophora attinorum, 582 nucleotides. RefSeq lists its product as uncharacterized. The record is from RefSeq and is a predicted model, not a curated record. The transcript is spliced from 3 exons. Bases 1 to 582 code for a protein of 193 amino acids. Gene Ontology annotation, cellular component: mitochondrion. Lineage: Eukaryota; Fungi; Ascomycota; Eurotiomycetes; Chaetothyriales; Cyphellophoraceae.